GACCCUGACGUUUUGGAUGUCCCAGCUGUCAUCUUUGACAAUGGGUCUGGGUUGUUCAAAGCGGGUAUCGCAGGUGACAGUGGCCCAAUGUCUGUUUUUACAGUGAUUGUUGGUCACUCAAAAGUCAAAGCUACAAUGCUGAGAGCUGGACAGAAAGAAUGUUACAUCGGAGAAGAAGCUCAGUCCAAAAGAGAGGUCCUGUCUUUGAAUUAUCCAAUUGACUAUGGCCUGGUUACAUGCUGGGAUGAUACGGAAAGGAUGUGGAGACAUGCCUAUGAGUAUGAGCUGAGGAUCAAAGCCAGUGAAAGGCCAGUGCUGCUGACUGAAGCCCCCCUCAGUCCUCUGCAGAACUGGGAAAAAAUGGCAGAGAUCACGUUUGAAGGCUUCAUGGUGCCGGCUAUGUAUGUUGCCAUGCCUCUGGCACUCUAUGCAUCGGGCCGUAUUACUGGAAUAGUCAUGCACAGCGGGGAUGGUGUUAUCCACACCAUCCCCAUAUAUGAGGGAUACAGUUUACCCCAUGCUGUCUCCAGGCUGGAUAUUGCUAGCCGGGAUAUCACCGAAUAUUUUAUGAGGCUUCUUUUGGAGAGUGGACACACUUUUGUUAUUACAGCUGACAGGGAAAUUGUGAGAGAGAUGAAAGAGAAGUUGUGCUACGUAGCUUUAGACCCCAUCCCAGAAAUCAGAGUGAAGCCAGAAGAAAUGAAAGAAUAAGAAAGAAUACAGAUAGGCAACCAGAUCUUUCAUGCACCAGAGAUACUUUUCAUGCCUGCAAACAUUGGAGUUGAAGCUCCCGGUGUGGACAAAAUGAUCUUCAACAACAUCAGGAAGCGUGACAUCAGCAUGCGCAGGAAUCUUUAUGGCAACAUCCUGCUCUCAGGUGGGUCCAUGCUCUUCCUUGGCCUGGAGGAACAGAUUCUGAAGGAGAUGAAGCUGCAAGUGCCUGCUGGCAUGUUUGUGAGGAUCACUGCCCCCCCGAGAAAAUACUGUGUGCGGAUUGGGGCCUCCAUGCUCACCUGCCUGACACCUUUCAAAAAAAUGUGGGUCACUGCGAGCAAUUGCAAGGAGUUUGGGGCAGCUGUCGUUCACCGGAAAUGCUUUUAA
Molecule: messenger RNA, 1101 nt
Organism: Fulmarus glacialis (Northern fulmar)
Lineage: Eukaryota; Metazoa; Chordata; Aves; Procellariiformes; Procellariidae
Gene: ACTG2
Product: actin, gamma 2, smooth muscle, enteric
Source: RefSeq, a predicted model, not a curated record